AUGGAGAAAGCAGAGGGAAAAGAAAUCCGCAGCAACAUCAGAUUAAGCGAAGUGAGGAUACCCGAGUUCAGCGGCAAAAUUGAGGACUGGGAGUCAUUCCAUGACUUAUUUAAAAAUUUGGUGCAUAAUUCGCCUCAUUUUUCCGAAGUAGAGAAAUUAUACAGGCUGAAGGCAGCCAUUAAAGGAGACGCAGCUCAACUAAUUCAGCAUUUAAAAAUAACCGACUCCAAUUAUGAAGCUGCCUUUGAAUUAUUGAAGAAAAGGUACGCGAAUAGGAGAUUGAUGUUCACGAAUUUGUGUGAUAAGAUUCUGGACCAACCAGUAAUGAAUAGCGAUUCAGCGGCAAGUAUAAGACGCAUACUUGACACUACCAAAAACUGUGUAAUGGCGUUGAGGGGCAUGAAUGUGUCUACAAAGGAUGCUGAACCAUUUAUUGCCAGAAUAAUUGUGAGAAAGUUUGAUAAGGAUGGGUUGCGGCUAUAUGAGCAACAAGUAAGGAAGCCGAGAGAAAUUCAAACUUUGGAUGAUGUCUUAGAAUUUUUGCAACAACAAUACCUUGCGUUGGAAGCGGCGGGAGAGCAGGAAGUGAACGUGAAGAGAAUUUAUGGAAACAAAAAUAAUAUGUCAACCAAAUUUUGCUACUUUUGUGAGAAAAGUGGGCACGGGGUGAUAGAAUGCAGGAAGAUGUUGGCAAUGACACCGGCAGAGAGAAAGCCUGCGGUAGCUGCGAAAAAAAUUUGUUUCGUUUGUCUUUUACACAGGACAGACAGAAAAUGCAAUAGUGUUGUGCGCUGCAACAAAUGUGGAGGUAAUCACCAUCAUUAUCUUCACAAUGGUGACCAAAGAAGCGUUAAUCAGCAAGUUAAUCCCACAUCAUCUAUGGUAAUUGAGAGAAAACAACAACAAGUUUUAUUGGCAACAGCAUUGGUAAAAGUACGGGCAGCGACGGGAGAAUUUGAGUUGCUACGGGCAAUGAUAGAUCAAGGGUCACAGAUAACAUCAAUUUCGGAAGAAGCUUCGCAGAUUUUGGGAUUGCCAAGGAUAAAAGAAAAAACGGAAAUACACGGCUUGGGUGGUACUUUGGUUGGUGUGUCGAAGUACAAAGUGGACUUAGUUAUAAAGCCAAGAUUUCUUAGCAAACAUGUAUUCAAUUCACAGGCGAUGGUACUACCUACGAUAAUGAGCCAGCAGCCAGGUAAAUCCUUCGACAUAGAUAUGAAGCAAUGGCGAAACUGUAUGUUGGCUGAUCCAUUCUUCAAUAAAUCCGAUCGCAUUGAUCUAAUAAUCGGUGGAGACAUUUACGCCGACAUAAUGGAAAAAGGGCAGAAGAGAGUAAGCGGUCCGUUCUCACAACAAACGAAACUUGGUUGGAUAGUAUCUGGAGCUCUAUCCAAUGGAAUAAGCAAAGUGGAAAAAGUGCAGGUGGCUGCGACGAACCUUGAACGUUUUUGGGAAGUAGAGGAAGUGGAAGCAGAAGAUCAGUGUACAAAUGAUGACCAGUGGUGCAUGCAGAAUUUUGAAAAAUCGACCGUUAUUCGAGAUGAUGGUCGAUUGAUGGUGUCAUUACCUUUUAAGGCUGAUAUGGAACUAGGCGAAUCCAAACCGCAAGCAAUGGCCAGGUUUUUGAAUGGUGAAAAGAAGUUGGAGAAAUAUCCAUCACUAAAAGCUGAAUAUAUAACCUUCAUGCGAGAGUAUCGGGAACUGGGUCAUAUGGUGCAAGUACCGAUGGAGAUGAAAGGAAAAUAUUACUUACCGCAUCAAGCAGUGAUCAGAGAAGAUAGCCGAAUAACGAAAGUGCGAGUGGUGUUUGAUGCAUCAGCGAAAACAUCGAAUCAAAGAAGUUUGAAUGACAUAAUGCACACUGGACCUAAACUUCAACGCGAUAUAUUUGAUAUAAUGUUGAAAUGGCGUUUAUGGAAGUAUGUAUUGACAGGAGACGUGGAAAAGAUGUAUCGGCAGAUUGUAGUGAGGCCAGAAGAUCAAGAAUAUCAAUACAUACUUUGGAGAGAGAACAGAGCGGAACCAAUAAAGCAAUAUCGUUUAACAACAGUAACAUAUGGCAUAUCAGCGGCGCCGUUUCUGGCAGUAAGGUCACUAUUCAUGAUAGGUGAUUACUGCAAAGAGGAGAUGGUGAAAAAUAUUAUAAAAGAAGAUUUUUAUAUGGAUGACCUCAUGACUGGAGCUGAUACUGUAAAGGGAAGUCAACAUAUUCUGCAAUCAGUGGCACAGCAGCUGCAGAAGUUUAAUUUUCAUUUGAGAAAAUGGAUUUCAAAUGACCCUAAAAUUACGGAAAUUGUAGAAAAUCGAGGACGCAAUGAAGUUAUAUCGAUUAAAGACGACGAGUCCAUAAAAACCUUGGGUGUUGGGUGGGAUCCCCAUAUGGACCACUUUCGAUUCAACGUCAGCUUUAGUAAUCCUUCACAAAUGACAAAGAGAAAAGUACUGUCAUUGGUAGCUAGAAUUUUCGACCCAUUGGGAUGGUUAUCACCAAUAACGGUGGUAGCAAAAUUGAUCGUUCAGAAGCUGUGGCUGUUAAAUAUAGAUUGGGAUGAGACGAUACCCGAGGAAAUUUUGACGCAAUGGCUAGAAUUCGCAAAUCAUUUGGAUUCUCUUCAUAAAAUAAAAAUCCCUAGAUGGCUGGGUACAUCGACAACUACAAAGUUCGAGCUUCAUGGCUUUUCAGACGCGUCCGAGAAAGCAUAUUCCGCAGUAAUAUUCAUUAAAUGUGAAAUGAGGGUGACUUUACUAACUGCCAAAAGUAAGGUCAACCCAAUCAAAAAUAAAAAGACGCUGCCAAAAUUGGAGCUGUGUGGUGCACAUCUGUUGGCGAGAUUGUUGAAUAGGGCAGAGAAAAUCAUAGGAAGAGAGACGAACGUGUUUGCAUGGACUGAUUCAACAAUCACACUGGGGUGGAUCCAAAAUAAUCGUAGCAAGGACAAAUUCAUUAAGAAUAAGGUGCAGGAUAUAAAUGUGCUUGUACCAACAGCAACAUGGAGAUAUGUUGGCACAAAGGAAAAUCCAGCAGAUAUUGCAUCAAGAGGUAUUCAACCACAUCGGCUAAUGGACUAUAAGCUAUGGUGGAAUGGUCCUGAAUGGUUGCGGGAGCCUUCAAGUCAUUGGCCUGAACUACCACAGAGGACUGCAGUGAUAGCAUCGACGAUGGUAACAACAGAAGUAAAUUUUUUGGAUGAUAUAAUGACGAGAUACUCCAGGUUUUCUAAAAUGCGGCGUGUAGUGGCAUACGUCAUUCGAUUUAUUGAGAGGACAAGGAAUAAAAUCAAAAUUUCUGGUGGUUUAGCUGUCCAUGAACUUAUAGAAGCUGAAGAACAUAUACUAUCACGUCAUCAGCAAGUUAUGUUUUCUAAAGAAAUUAUGUCUUUAAAAAGAGGAUCUUUAAUUGAUCGAGGCAGCCGUAUAGUGGGACUACAUCCUUUCUUAGACAGAAGAGGCAUACUUCGAGUUGGUGGUCGACUGCAAAAUGCAAAUAUGUCCUUCAAUCAAAAACAUCCAAUUGUAUUGAAUAAAUCGAAUCUGACAGCCGCAAUAGUGCGAUCGUUUCAUCUGGCAACUUUACAUGGAGGAAACAGAUUGACUGAAACAUCCACAAAACGCAAAUAUUGGGUUAUUGGCUUGAAAGCAGCGAUAAAAAAGUGUAUACGAUCGUGUCCAAGAUGUAUACGGUACAAACAAGAGACAGCGAAGCUGAUAAUGGGUAACUUGCCAGAUUCGAGGGUUACAGCGAUGCAACCUUUCUUAUAUACAGGAGUGGACUACGCUGGACCUAUAUGGAUUAAGUGCUCCAGAAACAGAGGACAAAAGUGUUUUAAAGGAUACAUUGCUAUAUUUGUCUGCAUGUCAACAAAAGCAAUUCAUCUGGAAGCUGUGAGCGAUUUGUCCACAUCAGCAUUUUUGGCAGCCUUGAAACGGUUCUUUUCCAGAAGAGGAAAGAGUGCUAAAAUGUACAGCGACAAUGGGACAAAUUUUGUUGGAGCGAAAAAUAGACUUGAUGCGGACUACAAAGCUGUUAUUCAAAGAAAUCGAGACGUGAUGCCAGUGCUGGCGGAGGAAGGUGUGGAGUGGCAUUUUAUCCCCCCGGCAGCCCCUCAUCAAGGAGGGAUUUGGGAGUCUGGCGUGAAAUCUGUGAAGCAUCAUCUGAGACGUGUUAUUGGCGAGACCAGAUUAAGUUACGAGGAAAUGGCCACAUUGCUGUGCCAAAUCGAAGCGGUUUUAAACUCAAGGCCAUUGGUGUAUAUGGAUAAUGAAGAAGUGGAAUCUCUUGAUUUUUUGUCACCGAGUCAUUUUCUGAUUGGGAGGUAG
Messenger RNA from Stomoxys calcitrans (stable fly), 4317 nucleotides. RefSeq lists its product as uncharacterized. Gene Ontology annotation, molecular function: nucleic acid binding. The coding region runs from base 1 to 4317 and encodes 1438 amino acids. Gene Ontology annotation, biological process: DNA integration. The record is from RefSeq and is a predicted model, not a curated record. Lineage: Eukaryota; Metazoa; Arthropoda; Insecta; Diptera; Muscidae. The transcript has a single exon.